UUAUGGUAACAGCAAUCACCAUCAUGACUUCUAAGGAGCUCCCAUAGGAAGAAGCAGGAUUUUCAAUAAGCAGGACUUCCAGCACCUUCAACUGCCACACAAGUGCCACUGGUUGCCUUUCCCAAUCUGAGUGUGCAGCUGCCAUCCCCAGUAAACCAUCCAGGCUGGGAACUGCAGAAGUGUCACAUUUCAGCCACAUCCCAUCUGUAGCCACCCGCAAUGAACCACAGUGCAGUGAGUGCUCAUUCAGAAGAAAACAUACCCCCUUUCUCCAGCCCCUCCUUCUGCUCGCCUUGUCCUUGAGCACUCUUCAUUCCCAGCUCCUAUCUGUGGCACGCUCCUAUAAUCAGGUGCUGUCCUUCAUGCCUGCUAUAAAGGCAAAAGGAGAUGCUGUGCGUGCAUGCAGGCUGGCAGCCCCAACCCGUGACAUGCUGCAGGCCAUCAUCAAGCUGUGCUGCGGCAUUGCCCAUGACCACCUCCGCAAGUUGCCCGGCCUGAAGACAGCAGCCACUGCGGUGAUGCAGGAGUUGACAGGCUCCCACUGCCUACAUUCUGAAGUUCCUCCUUGUAUCCAGAGACUCAUGGGGAAGGAUGCUGCCAGGUGCGCAGAGCCCACAGCAGACACGCAGCCCUCCAGCACGGACCUGUCCUACAUCCACCAGGGAGAAAAGGCCCUGCAGCGAGCGCUGGGCAUCCUGCAGCAGCCACACUGCUGGCAGCCGGAGGCCGUGCCGGUAACUGACCCGACCCCAUGCACACCACAAACCCCACCCCGAGGCGCGGGGUGCAGCCCUGAUGUGGGUGCUGUGCCUGCAGAACGCGGGGGCUGCAAUGUCCAGCACUGCACUGCCGGGGCUGGGCCGCGUCUUUCGGGCCGAGGCGGUGCUGGCGGUGCCGGUGGGCCGGCUGCAGGGUGAGCUGUUUGAGCGGCUGGAGGAGAUGCCCCGCUGGAACCCCAGCCUCAGCCGCGUGGAGGUGCUCUGCCGCCCGGGUGAGGACACGCUGGUGACACACGAGGUGACAGCUGCCAGCCCAGUGGGACGCAGGGACUUCGUCAGCACGCGGCACCGCAGCAGGACACGGGCAGCCAUCUACCUGGUGGGCACCACUGCCCACCUCGAGCGGCCACCCGCACCACAGGGCUGUGUCAGGGCCGAGACGCGGCUGAGCUGUAUCGUGCUGCAGCCGCUGCCAGGCAACCCGAGCUGCACACGUGUCACGUGGCUGCUCAGCAUGGACCUGAAGGGCUGGAUCCCCACCUCGGUCACCAAUCGCGUCCUGCCGCAGUGUCAGGCCAAGUUCAUCGGGCACCUCCGCCAGCACCUCUCCUCCACUGCCUGUCUCUGACCCCAGCACACUGUUAUUCAUUUGUGGAGAGGUAGCUUUACAUUUCUGUGUGUAUAUAUAUGUGUGCAUAUGGAUAGGAUUUCCCAUCCUGUGCAACCACAGAACCGAGGCAGGUAUCACUGCAAAGCACAGACAGAAACCCAUCUUUCCUCUUAUAGCUCCUUCUGGAGCCAUGAAGCAUGACUGCAGCCACUUUGGGGGGCUUGGAGCCUAUAUAUCCCAGUGGCUUUGCUUAUUUAUUGGAAAGAUGAAGCCGCUUGCAAAAGCCAUGUGAAACCCCGGCUGAUAAAUAGGAGCUAAAUAAAACACAGAAGUGGCAGCUUACUAUGGAAGAUCCAUUUCAAUCACACACUGGUCAUGUGCUCCCAUACUAUACUAUUCCCACACUCUAAAUAAAUCAACAGAAAUAGACAGUGAU
Molecule: messenger RNA, 1765 nt
Organism: Phasianus colchicus (ring-necked pheasant)
Lineage: Eukaryota; Metazoa; Chordata; Aves; Galliformes; Phasianidae
Source: RefSeq, a predicted model, not a curated record